Messenger RNA from Myotis myotis, 1923 nucleotides. It is a transcript of the gene IL15RA, whose product is annotated as interleukin 15 receptor subunit alpha. NCBI's taxonomy places the organism in Eukaryota, Metazoa, Chordata, Mammalia, Chiroptera, Vespertilionidae. The coding region runs from base 335 to 1114 and encodes 259 amino acids. Gene Ontology annotation, cellular component: plasma membrane. Gene Ontology annotation, molecular function: interleukin-15 receptor activity. Gene Ontology annotation, biological process: interleukin-15-mediated signaling pathway. The record is from RefSeq and is a predicted model, not a curated record. The transcript has 7 exons.
AGAGAAGCGGGGCAGGGAUCCAGUCCUCCGCAGGGGACGGUCGGUCCGGGACUCUGCUCUGCGGGGUUCGCGUUGCCCCAGGGACUGCCGAGGCCGCACUAGGACCCCCUGCGGCUGCCGGGGCUUUUUCCAGAGGGGAUGCUGAGUCACAGAUCUGCCACGCUUCUCACCUCUCCCCAGCCCUCCGGGGGCUAAAGUAAAAGCGAAAGCGAAUGCGACUCGCGGGGCGGCUAGUCCCGAGAACUGUGCCCGUUGCCUCCUCCCGGACCCUUGGGCAUCUGCAGGUGCCGGCGAGGGCGAGGGCGAGGGCGAGGGCGCAGGCGAGGUUGAGGCCAUGGCCCGCCACCCGCUCCGGGACUGCUGGGCCAUCGAACUCCCCGUGCUGCUGCUACUGCUGCUCCGGCCGCCGCAGACGCCGGGCAAAGGGGGAAACCCGGGGCUUGCAAUGGGGUAUCCGAGUUGGAGUUUUACAGCAAUUUCGAGAAACCAUGAGCGCGGUUCUCCUAGCCCCAGAAGGAAAGCUGUACAAAUGUUGCAAAGCAGGCAGUCCCCGCAGAGACCGGGGAAGACGACCCCAUCAAUACCCUCAGACAAAAGUACCACAUGCUCUACUCCAACAUCUAUUGAACAUGCAAACAUCCAGGUCAAGAGUUAUAAUGAGAACUCCAGGGAGCGUUAUAUUUGUAACUCUGGUUUCAAGCGUAAAGCUGGUACGUCCAGCCUGACUAAGUGCCUGCGUAACGAAGACACAAAUAUUACCCAGUGGACCAUUCCCACUCUCAUAUGCAUCAGAGACCCCUCCCUGACCCGCCAAAGGCCAUCCUCCACAGUAGCGCCAGCAGGGGUGACCCCAGAGCCAGAGAGCCCCUCCCCUUCUGGAAAAGAGCCAGCUUUCAUUUCCAAGCCAGACACCACAGUGGCCACAAAGCCAGCUGUGGUACCGGGCUCCAGGCUGACAUCCAAAUCUCCUGCAGGAACCACAGGGGUAGUCAGGAAUGAGCCCUCCCAAGCCCCACCUCAGACAACUGCAAAGGCCUUGGAACACACUCCCUCUACCUCCCUCGAGAAGCCAGGUUCACAUUCAUCCAGUUCCACAGCUGUCACUGACAUUUAAAAAAAAAGACAGACAUAUUAAAACUAUAAGAAAGCAAGUAAUUUCAUCAAGGAGAUGAAAACUAGCUAUAUUUCAUUAUGUAUUACUUGAGUUUCAUCCGCUAAAAAGGUGUAUGCUAAAAUGAAAAUCAUGCUAACUUUCUAAAAAGACUUAGUUAUAAUGCCUUCAAAGUAUGUCUCAUACAAUCCCAGCCACCUAAGACCUAAGAGUAUGCCCAGGCCAGGUAUCAGUGACAGAGGUACUCGCUGGUUCCCUGGGCAUCAGUGGCUGUUGCUAUUUCCACAUGAAUAAGCAAUCAGUUGAGCUCAUCUUUGUAAAAAAAUAUAUUAAAAUGAUGCUUUAUACUAUAGUGGUUGCUCAGUAAAUGUUAACAUAAUGUUUUAAUCAACCCAUUGAUACUACCAAUAUCAUUUAUUUUUUAAAUAAGGUUAUAAAAGAUAUCACAACUUUUAAAGUUACUUUCUUUAGUCCAACAGAAAUAUUGAAUGAAUAAGUAGUGAAUGAAUGAGCAACUAUUAAGUAAAUUUGAGGGCUUUAACAUCUAAAUAAAUAUUCAGGAAGUGUUGCUUAUCAUCUCAUUGUCUCAAAUAUCUACUGCCUCACUUGGCAGCCCUUUUUAUCAAUAACUUUACUCAAUUUUUCCAGUAUCUGGUCUCUGAUACUUGACUAAGCUAUUCUUGAAGUGUCUCAAUCCUAUUUAAUAAAGAGAGAAUAUGCUAAUUGACCCUCACACCAUCACAAAGAUGGUGGCACCCAUCUUCCAAUAAGGAGGGAAUAUGCUAAUUGACUGCCCACCCUCAAAGAUGGCA